Molecule: messenger RNA, 1875 nt
Organism: Stylonychia lemnae
Lineage: Eukaryota; Ciliophora; Spirotrichea; Sporadotrichida; Oxytrichidae
Source: the annotation of a GenBank genome assembly
AUGCUCAAAACGCCCAAAAAUUUGCACUAGUCUUUUGACUUACACUCUCAGAAGAGUUUUAAUUUUGCUGAGGAGGAUUAAGCCUUUGAUAUCAAAGAGUGCGACUCACUAAUGGACAGGUUAAGAGAGAUAGAGAUGGAUCUAUAGACUCCAUAUUUGGAAAAGAAAUCUUAACAGCAUAGAUCAGUGGCUAGUGGCCGCUAGCUAGAAUUCGACAUUGAAGAUGAACUGAAGAGUGCUAUAAAUGAGAUAAGUGAGAGGGAAAAGACUUGCAAACAGAUAUUGCAAAUAUGUCAGUUUUUUGCCAAUCAGUGUCAGAAAUUCAGCACCUCUACUAUUGACUAGACAGAUCUCAUAGCUGAGCUCCAAAGAACCAAUAUAUCACUACAGAUACAAAAUGAUCAAAUAAUCAAAGAAGUUACAGAUAUGGUACUUAAGGUAUCAACUCUGGAGCAGGAGAUUCAAGAACAGUAAAAGCUAAUCAGAGAACUUCAAGAGAGUAAUCGCCUAAAGGUACAGGAAAUCAAGUCAUUAAACACUGAUAAUAAGUUGUUGAAGAAUUCAGAGAAGUUGCUUACUAGUCAACUCAAAUAUAUUGAAAGAGGGGAUGCUGAAAAGAGUGAUACUUCCCACACAGUUCCUAAGAGCACUAUGAAUACCAGCUAGCAGCACUUUAGCUUUAAAGAUGAAGAAAAAGAAAACAAGCCUACAUUGUUGAAUAAAUAUGAUAAAAACUCAUCAGCAAGCAUUGAGUAAUUAAUCUAGUAAAAAGAUUUUUAAAUAGAACAACAAAGCAAAAAGAUUAAAGGCAUGAUUGCAGAGAUUCAAGAAAAAGAUAAGACGAUCCUGAAGUAGCAAGAUAAGAUCAAGAGUCUGGAAUUGUAAAACUCAAAUCUCAAGCAGGAAUGCCAAUAACUUAAGACCAAAUUAGAAACAAUUGCCAGAGAAAAGGAAGAGGAGCAUAAGACUCUUAUGGAUUAGCAAGCUGCAGCAAUUAGAACAAGAAAGAAUAGUAAGAACAGUCUGGUAUAGCUAGAAAAGCCAUUUGUAACCAAUCCUAGUCCAAAUGGAUCUGAAAGUGGUAUAUCACCAUUGAAUAAACAAUUUGCAGAUAAUGAUUCAUUUAAUGGAGAGGACAUAAGAGAUAACAAUUCAUCACCUCUAUCACAUGCCUUCUUUAAUGAUUCUCCUUCAUUGAACUCUUUUAAGGGCUUUACCUUGUAUCAAACAAACAAUGAAUCUUAGCAUUAGUACUAGACUUAAACCACCUAGAACUAAUACUUCACAAGCAAGCAGGAUUCAUCUAAAAAAUGUAGUUGCCAGAGUAGUUCACCUGCUGUUAGUUCAAAGCCAAAGUCAAGCAAGAAUCUCAAUCUCUAUUAAGACUUUGAUGAGCUGGUGAGAGAGUCUUCUAUCAUUGACAAUCAUGAAGAUGAGAUCGAGAAGAGACUAGCAGAGCCAACAUUGAUGGUAACCAAGAAGAGAAGUAACACUUUCAUCAAGACUAAGAGAGUUGAUGCUGAAGUGGAGUUCUUUAAGAUGCUUGUCCUGGCUUACAAGCUGAACUUCCCAGAGAUGAGCAAGAUUUGUCAGAUCAACUCUGAAAAACUAUACUAGAGAGCAAAGAAAGAGGGUGUGACCUUCUAUAAGUAUCACGAGUGGAUUGAGAAACAGAUGAAUGCUUAGACUUUAAGUGUUUUAUACUCAUUCACUAAGUUGUAUAACGGUGAUGACGACAAUGAAAGUCAAAAUUUAAACGACAGCUCAUUCAUCUAAGGUAAUAGGGAAAGAAGAAUGAGUAGAAUUGAGAAACUUAAGAUUAGAAAGCAGUAGAUAUCUCAGGCUAUUAAUGAUCAAAGGUGCAUAAUCAUGUGA